This is a messenger RNA of Striga asiatica, 567 nucleotides long. NCBI's taxonomy places the organism in Eukaryota, Viridiplantae, Streptophyta, Magnoliopsida, Lamiales, Orobanchaceae. The record is from the annotation of a GenBank genome assembly.
AUGGGUCUGGGUCUUUCCAAGCGCGGUUUGUGCCCGAUUCUCUUCGAGAUAGUGUCGGCGACGGUUUUCGCGGUGGUGAUGGCUACAUCGUACCGUGCGGCGGUGAUACAGAGGUGUUGUGUUCGGGAAGGUGAUGAGGUCAGCCUGACGGAUCGGAUUCUCGAAGCUUCUCUCAUGGGAUUUUUGCUAUUUCUUGCGUUGAUGAUCCGCAGACUGCUCCAUAAAAUCCAAGAACUGUGUAUAGGAACGAAGCGCAUAGAGUCUGUCAACAAACUAAACGAGGAGUUGACUAAAUCGGGUGCAAGGAUUAAGCAGCUCGAGACAGCGCUUAUUGAGAAGAUUAAAGAAGCAAACAGUGCAGGAACAUAUGCAAUUGCUCUAAGAAAGGAGUUGAUGGAAUCAGAUUCAAGGAUUAAGCAGCUCGAGUCAGAGCUUACAAAUAAGGCUGAAGAGGCAAACAGUGAAAGAACAAAUGCAGUCGCUCUAAAGAAGCAAUCAGAAGGGCUUCUUCUUGAGUACGAUCGGUUGCUUGAGGAAAAUAUGAGCCUCCACAGCCAGUUGCGAUAG